AUGACCCACCCGUUCGACCAGAUCACUACCCAGGAGUUGCAGGCCGCAACCAAGCUCGUUAAGGACGCCCACGCGGCUUCCGACGCCGUCCACUUUGUCCAAGUAGACAGAAUCGACCCACCAAAGUCCGAAAUGGUGAGAUACUUGGAGGCCGAGAAGGAAGGCCGUUCGUUGCCAAUCAUUCCGCGCCGUGCCUACGUCUACUACUACACCAAGCAGACUGAAUUCAACAAGGCCAUUGUGAACUUGACCUAUGGACAUGUCAUCACGAAGCAGAGGAUGCCUCAAGGCGUGGUGGGCCCAGUGCUCGGAGACGACAUGGUGGAGAUCGAAGAAUAUGCGUUGAGAGAUCCCAUUGUGCUUGCGGAAAUUGCCAAGUUGAAACUUCCAACAGGCUACGACGUAAGAUGUGAGCCGUGGAUCUACGGCACGGAUAACCCCAAGGAGGACCGUUUGUUGAUCCAGGUCUACAUGUACUUGAUUGGCUCCAAUAAGCAUGUGGAGUCGAACCACUACUCGCUUCCUUUAAAGUUUUCCCCUGUGUUUGAAAUGUUCACCAACAAGUUUGUGCGCAUGGACUACCUUCCAGCUGGCUUGGAUGAAAAGACCUGCGAGACCUUCCCAUGGGAAGAGUUGAAGCCAGUGGAGUACUUCCCGUCGAUCAAUGGCGAGGAUACCCUUCGCGAAUUGAAGCCGUUAAUCUAUCAGCAGCCAGAGGGCCCUUCGUUCUCGAUCAACGGCAACGCCGUGGAAUGGCAGGGCUGGAAGUUCAUGGUAGUUCCUAACGCCAGAGAGGGCUUUGCCAUCUACGACGUGUCCUUUAAGGGCCGGUCCGUGCUCUACCGCUUGGCACUCUCGGAAAUGACCGUGCCUUACGGUGACCCACGUGCUCCGUACCAUAGAAAGCAGGCUUUUGACUUGGGUGACUGCGGGUUUGGGGCCAACGCUGAUUCUCUUGCCCUUGGCUGCGACUGCUUGGGGGUAGUCAAGUACUUGGACGUUGUCCGUACCGACAAGCAUGGUAACCCCGUCACCAUUGCCCACUCCGUGUGCAUGCACGAGCAGGACUACGGUUUGCUCUACAAGCACGUGAACUACCGUACCGGGACCUCGGUGCAGGCCAGAAGACGCGAAUUUGUGGUGCAAACGGUGGCUACCGUGGCAAACUACGAAUACGUGGUGAACAUUGUGUUUGACCAGGCAGGCGCCAUCUCCGUCCAGGUGCGUGCUACCGGGAUUUUGUCCACGAUGCCGAUCGAAGUCGGCAAGACCGUUGACUGGGGUACCGUGGUGGCUCCUGGCGUGUUGGCCGCGCACCACCAGCACUUGUUGUCCUUCAGAAUCGAUCCAGCGAUAGAUGGCCACAAGAAUACCGUAGUCUAUGACGAUGUGGUGACCAUGGAGCUGAAUACGGCCUUGAAUCCAUUCAACGUUGGGUUUAUCUCCAAGAGAAGCUAUGUCGAGAAACCAGGCUUUGUCGAGCAAUCGCCAUUCACCAACCGCGCGUUCAAAGUGAUCAACGAGCUGGUGAUCAACCCGACCACCUUGAAGCCAGUGGGUUACAAGAUCGACAUGCCAGCGCGCCAGAUGAUUUUGGGUUCGCCAGACUCCUACAACGUUAAGCGUGCCAAGUUUGCCACCCAACAGUUGUGGGCCGUGAAGUACGCGGACGAUGAGUUGUACGCGGCCGGUGAGUUCACCAACCAGUCGCAGAAGGAUACCGGUGUCGCCGCCUUCCUCGAGAACCAGGACAGCAUCCGUAACGACGAUGUUGUGCUCUUUGCGACGAUGGCAUUGACCCACGUGCCUAGAGCUGAGGACUUCCCGGUUAUGCCAACCGAUAUGUUGCCGCAGAUCAACAUUCUUCCAUUCGGUUUCUUCGAAAAGAACCCGGCCUUGGACAUUCCGCAGUCGGUCAACUCGUUCAACAAGUCGGUAUAUUAUGACGAUUCCGUUCAAAUUGCCGUCAACGCCGCUUCGGGAAGCUGCUGCUCCAAGGAGAAGUUAUAA
This is a messenger RNA of Babjeviella inositovora NRRL Y-12698, 2010 nucleotides long. RefSeq lists its product as uncharacterized. Gene Ontology annotation, molecular function: copper ion binding; quinone binding; primary methylamine oxidase activity. The transcript has a single exon. Gene Ontology annotation, biological process: amine metabolic process. Lineage: Eukaryota; Fungi; Ascomycota; Pichiomycetes; Serinales. The record is from RefSeq and is a predicted model, not a curated record. Bases 1 to 2010 code for a protein of 669 amino acids.